UCGGUGGCGUUCUAUGGAGUUGGCGCCAUUGCGAGGCUAAGAGCUGUCUUCGGAGCGCUAUCCCAAGAAACUGCUCAUUUUUUGACAGUAUUAGCAGUUUAACUGCGGAGCUAUGGCGGAUAAAGAUGCUGCGUUUGAUGAUGCGGUGGAAGAACGGGUGAUCAAUGAGGAGUACAAGAUCUGGAAGAAGAACACUCCUUUCCUUUACGACCUGGUUAUGACCCAUGCCCUGGAGUGGCCGAGCCUCACAGCGCAGUGGCUGCCAGACGUCACAAGACCAGAGGGAAAGGACUACAGUGUACACAGACUGGUUCUGGGGACACACACCUCUGACGAGCAGAAUCACCUCGUCAUUGCCAGUGUCCAGCUCCCAAAUGAUGAUGCUCAGUUUGAUGCCUCGCAUUAUGACAGUGAGAAAGGAGAGUUUGGAGGCUUUGGGUCUGUCAGUGGAAAAAUAGAGAUUGAAAUCAAGAUCAAUCACGAGGGAGAGGUGAACAGAGCUCGUUACAUGCCUCAGAAUCCUUGCAUCAUUGCCACCAAAACUCCUACAAGUGAUGUGCUAGUUUUUGAUUACACAAAACACCCCUCCAAACCUGACCCUUCCGGAGAGUGUACCCCAGACCUGCGCUUAAGGGGCCACCAGAAGGAGGGAUACGGCCUUUCCUGGAACCCAAACCUCAGCGGAUGUCUCCUCAGUGCUUCUGAUGACCAUGUAAGAAAUACCAUAUGCCUGUGGGAUAUCAGCACUGUGCCAAAGGAAGGGAAAAUUGUGGAUGCCAAGACAAUCUUCACAGGCCACACUGCUGUGGUGGAAGAUGUCUCCUGGCAUUUACUCCAUGAAUCUCUGUUUGGAUCAGUGGCAGAUGACCAGAAACUCAUGAUCUGGGACACGCGGUCCAACAACACCUCCAAACCCAGCCAUGCAGUGGACGCCCACACCGCUGAGGUCAACUGCCUGUCUUUCAAUCCCUAUAGUGAGUUCAUUCUGGCCACCGGCUCUGCUGAUAAGACUGUGGCUCUUUGGGACUUGAGGAAUCUGAAGUUGAAGCUUCACUCGUUUGAAUCGCACAAAGAUGAGAUCUUCCAGGUUCAGUGGUCUCCUCAUAACGAAACCAUCCUCGCCUCCAGUGGUACCGACAGACGGCUCAACGUCUGGGACCUUAGUAAGAUCGGAGAGGAACAAUCGCCAGAAGAUGCUGAGGAUGGCCCUCCUGAGUUGUUGUUCAUCCAUGGUGGACACACGGCGAAGAUCUCAGACUUCUCCUGGAACCCCAACGAGCCCUGGGUCAUCUGUUCUGUAUCAGAGGACAACAUCAUGCAAGUCUGGCAGAUGGCUGAAAAUAUCUACAACGACGAGGACCCAGAAGGUGCUGCAGAUUCUGAGGUCCAGGCAUGAGUCCCGCCUUCGUGUCUCUUCUUUUGACCUGCUUGUUAAAAAUGGAUCAGUUUCCCAGCACUGCAUAUUUAAGCAGUAAAAACCUUUUUGAAAUACAUUUUGGGUUAACUGAAAGAAACUGAAAGAAUAACAUGCUGUCUCAUUGUGUCAUGAGACAUUCAAAGUAAUGUCUGGUUCGUUCAGGUUUUUAGAUGUUUUAGUUUUUCAAACUCAACUUUGACUGGUAAUAAUACAAUCAGACAUGUCUGUCAUCUUUCAGGUUUGUAUUUUUGAUGGGUUUUAUUUUUUUUCCAUUAAUUGUGCUAAGACAUUUCUAUGGAGAUCCAUUUUUAAUACGACUGUACAUACUGUAGUUUUUUUUUUUUUUUUCAUUUGCUUGAUAUUUGUAGUGUGAAUCUUCCAUAUUGUGUUGUCACUUGUAUGUGUUGUGCUUUUAUUUUUUUCCCUUUGUCUGUGCUACAUCUGAUCUCUGAAGUACCUAAGUAUAUUCAUAAUAAAAAAAAAAAUAUUUACACUA
Messenger RNA from Cololabis saira (Pacific saury), 1913 nucleotides. Its product is annotated as histone-binding protein RBBP4. Gene Ontology annotation, cellular component: ESC/E(Z) complex; nucleus; NuRD complex. The record is from RefSeq and is a predicted model, not a curated record. Gene Ontology annotation, molecular function: histone binding. The transcript is spliced from 11 exons. Gene Ontology annotation, biological process: regulation of gene expression. The coding region runs from base 113 to 1396 and encodes 427 amino acids. NCBI's taxonomy places the organism in Eukaryota, Metazoa, Chordata, Actinopteri, Beloniformes, Belonidae.